This is a messenger RNA of Mytilus trossulus (common blue mussel), 1370 nucleotides long. RefSeq lists its product as uncharacterized. The record is from RefSeq and is a predicted model, not a curated record. Lineage: Eukaryota; Metazoa; Mollusca; Bivalvia; Mytilida; Mytilidae. The transcript is spliced from 8 exons. Bases 154 to 1332 code for a protein of 392 amino acids.
CCAGCUGAGGUACCUUGGCGACGUUCAGUAGUGUUGCCGCUUUAGAAGUAAAGUGAACGCUUAGUGAAACUUCAGAAUAAAAUCGAUUAUUCUUAAAGAUGGAGAGCAUUUCAAUUUCAAGACUUGACUUGAUUUUGAAGCAGUUUAUCAGACAUGGUAGAAAUGAAGGACUUGUUGGUGCCACUUUGCAACACUGCAUUUCUCGUACACAGUCAAACACCAGAAAUUGCUGCCAUGAACGAAAAGAGACCAAACUUUGACGUGACAUUUGAUAAUAGUAUUUGUCAAGAUAUUAUAAAAAUGGAGAAGGAAUUGAGUCGUAAAAUAAGGAGUCAUAUCGUAUGUCUGGAGGGGCUCAGGGCUUUACAGAAAGAUUGUUGGUUCUGGGAAAAACGCCUAAAACACAGGAAUAAUAGAUUGGACUCUUUCCUGACGAAGAACAAAGAUGAAGGACAAGCUGUUACUACUACACUCCAAAGCAAAUAUGAUAAUCUAGUAUUAAAGCAGAGUGAGGCAGCAAAACGUUACAGAGCAAUACUGAUUUGCUUCCAAGAAAAAGUGGGUGAUGAGAAGAAACUGAAGACAGUUAUUUUGCAGAAAGUGGACGCCAUCCGAGAAAAGUUGUCAUCUGUCAUGAAAGAGAGCUUUUCCCAUGCCUACAGUGACAUGAUACAGGCUGCAUACAUGGCAAAGGAACAAGACGGAUUUAACUUGGUUGAUCAACAACUAAUAGCAGUUAAUAUUAAUGGCAUCGUUGAGAAGUUAUAUGAGAUAACAUCAGCCACAUACAACACACCAGUACCUGAGGAUUAUAUCCAAGCCAAUGGAUUCGACGAAAAAUUGGCCGAGAUAUACUACAAGGAGUGUGAUUGUGAAGUACUAAGAAUGAAAAAUGGAAAAUUAAUGACUGAGAAAAAAUCUUUAUUUGAAAACACAGAGAGUCGUAUCAACAUCAAAACAGGUUACCAAGUAAAAUUAAAAUUGUCUUUAAUGGAAGGACAAGUUGGUUUCGGUUGGUGUAGACAAAAUGCACUCUUUAGAUGGAAGAAAUGGGGGUUUUAUUUCCUGACAUCAGAAAAUUCAACAACAUCAACAGUAGAUGUGCCAUCUGUACCAUCACUCAAAGCUAUUCCAACAAUUGAAAUAACCGAUUGUUCUGACGAUUUUAGAGGACAGGGGGAUAAUCAAUGUAUUAUAGCCCAUGAAAAUGACAAGCACGAAAACACAGAAAAGAAAGAACAGGAAGAUGCAGUUGUAGUGCCAAUGAUUCAGAAACUUAUUGCUGAAUGUAUUCACGAGAUUGAAUUGGUAGAAAACAUUUUGGUAGUUUGAAAUGGAAAAACAAUUAUAUGCCAAAAUUAAUGUUUGAA